CAACUAAACCUUCAUUUUUUCCUAAGCGGGCUUUUGGACUUCCCCCCAUCUUUUUCCAUUAUUUUAUUCCGAUCACAUUUGGGGCAGAAAUGGCUGACGCAAAAGUCGACACCAGCUCGGAAAUCUCCGCAAAGGACCUUAAAGAAAAGAAGACGGUUGAGGAGGAAUCAGAAAAUGGAAAGGAUGCUCCAGCCAAUGGCAAUGCAGAUAAUGAGGAGAACGGCGAUCAGGAAAACGAAGUAGACGAAGAGGAGGAAGAUGUUGGUGAGGAAGAGGAUGAAGAGGAUGAUGGAGAGGGUGACGAAGACGAAGAAGACGAAGAGGCCGAGGGUGGAACAGCGAAAAGGGCAGCUGAGGAUGACGAUGAGGAUGAGGACGUCGGAACCAAGAAGCAGAAAACGGAUGAUUAAAGAGGGUCGACCUGCUAAACCUCCUCCCAACCAACCUCUCCUUAACUCGUCCACUGGGGGAAAAAGAGAAAAAAACGUGGUCAUCAUCAAGUAGAGUUCAGCAUCUGUGUACACACACCUAACUGCAAAUUUUGUAGAAACAACGAAGACUUCAAAGCUCUACCUUCUUACAAGAUACUUUAAAGGAGAAUUUGUUUGUAUUUUUAUUUACAUUUUAUAUUUUUGUACAUAUUGUUAGGAGGUCAGCCAUUUUUGACAGUGAUCUCUGGUUACCAAACGGUGCUUUGAAGUUGAAGCCUCUCUAUGAAAUAGAUUUUACUUGUGGUCUGGCCGUGUCAUGUUAUCUCAACUGAAAUUGUAAAGAAAAAAAAAGUCAACAGCCGUUUAAUUCAGAGCAUUCCAGUACUUUGUGUAUGUACAUCAGUUAGUUGGUUUGUAUGAGAUGGCAAGGCUGAAGAAAAGAUGGAUCUUUUCUUGCUUUGUCUAUUAAAUUGCUAUCUAUUGUGGCCUGUUUGAUGUAUGUGUGAAGUUGUUGUGCGACAAUAAACCGAAAUUUUAUUUUGUGAGUUCCUAA
Messenger RNA from Trichomycterus rosablanca, 984 nucleotides. It is a transcript of the gene ptmaa, whose product is annotated as prothymosin alpha a. Bases 90 to 410 code for a protein of 106 amino acids. Gene Ontology annotation, cellular component: nucleus. Lineage: Eukaryota; Metazoa; Chordata; Actinopteri; Siluriformes; Trichomycteridae. Gene Ontology annotation, biological process: negative regulation of apoptotic process; positive regulation of transcription by RNA polymerase II. The record is from RefSeq and is a predicted model, not a curated record. The transcript is spliced from 5 exons. Gene Ontology annotation, molecular function: histone binding.